AUGGACGAGCAUCUCAGCCUCCUGCACUCGCCUCCGCCGCCCUCCGCCCGCCACCGCGCCCACCCUUCGGCGCAGUCCCAGCCCCAGCCCCAGCCGGGCGGCGGCGGUGGCGCCCACACCCUGGUCAACCCCGGCUACAUCGAGCCCGCCGCGGGGGCCGCAGCCGGCCCCGAGCUGCCGCCCGGCAUGACCGUGGUGCCGGGGGACCACCUGCUGGAGCCCGAGGCCGGCGGCCCGCAGCCAGGGGGCUGCGGCGGCGGCUGUGACCGUGACCGUGACCGCUACGAGCCGCUCCCGCCCGCCGGGCCGCCCGGCGGGGCGGGCGCGGGCGGGGAGCAGGACUGCUGCGGGGAGCGGGUGGUGAUAAACAUCUCCGGGCUGCGCUUCGAGACGCAGCUGAAGACCCUGUGCCAGUUCCCCGAGACGCUGCUGGGGGACCCCAAGCGACGCAUGCGGUACUUCGACCCGCUCCGCAACGAGUACUUCUUCGACCGCAACCGGCCCAGCUUCGACGCCAUCCUCUACUACUACCAGUCCGGGGGCCGCAUCCGCCGGCCGGUCAACGUGCCCAUUGACAUCUUCUCCGAGGAGAUCCGCUUCUACCAGCUGGGCGAGGAGGCCAUGGAGAAGUUCCGAGAGGACGAGGGCUUCCUGCGCGAGGAGGAGCGGCCCCUGCCCCGCCGGGACUUCCAGCGCCAGGUGUGGCUGCUCUUCGAGUACCCCGAGAGCUCGGGGCCCGCGCGGGGCAUUGCCAUCGUGUCGGUGCUCGUCAUCCUCAUCUCCAUUGUCAUUUUCUGCCUGGAGACGCUGCCCGAGUUCCGCGACGAGAAGGAAUACCCGGGGUCCUCGUCGCCCGACACCCUGGAAGCUGCCACCAACAGCACGUCGGGCUCCGCGGCGGGCGCCUCCAGCUUCUCGGACCCCUUCUUUGUGGUUGAGACCCUGUGCAUCAUCUGGUUCUCCUUUGAGCUGCUGGUGCGUUUCUUCGCCUGCCCCAGUAAGGCCACCUUCUCCCGCAACAUUAUGAACCUGAUUGACAUCGUGGCCAUCAUCCCCUACUUCAUUACCCUGGGCACAGAGCUGGCCGAGAGGCAGGGCAAUGGACAGCAGGCCAUGUCCCUGGCCAUCCUGAGGGUCAUCCGGCUGGUGCGGGUCUUCCGAAUAUUCAAACUCUCCCGCCACUCCAAGGGGCUGCAGAUCCUGGGACAGACCCUGAAGGCCUCCAUGAGAGAGCUGGGGCUACUCAUCUUCUUCCUCUUCAUCGGAGUCAUCCUCUUCUCUAGCGCUGUCUACUUUGCGGAGGCAGACGACCCCACUUCUGGCUUCAGCAGUAUUCCCGAUGCCUUCUGGUGGGCGGUGGUGACCAUGACCACCGUAGGUUAUGGGGAUAUGCACCCGGUGACCAUCGGGGGCAAGAUUGUGGGAUCUCUGUGUGCCAUCGCUGGUGUUCUGACGAUUGCCUUGCCGGUGCCAGUGAUUGUUUCCAAUUUCAACUACUUCUAUCACCGAGAGACGGAGGGUGAAGAGCAAGCCCAGUAUAUGCACGUGGGGAGCUGCCAGCAUCUCUCCUCUUCAGUUGAAGAGCUAAGGAAAGCUCGGAGUAAUUCGACUCUGAGUAAGUCAGAAUACAUGGUGAUCGAGGAGGCGGGUAUGAACCAUAGCACCUUCCCCCCAGCCCCCUUCAAAACGGGAAACUCCACUGCCACCUGCACCACGAACAAUAAUCCCAACUCGUGUGUCAACAUCAAAAAGAUAUUCACCGAUGUUUAAUACAUGAUACAAGUGACAUGUUAUGCUUAGUAUUGUGUGGAACGUGCCCCCAUUGGUCUGUGUAUGCCCUCGUUUUUUAUACAUUUCCAGACCAUUCAUCCAGAGAAGAAUAUGGAAAACACACUUCCUUCAUCCACCCCGCCCCUGUCCCAUGUUGCUUCGUACCAAAACAGGUGUCUUUUGCAAAUGGGCUGCGUUUCCUCUGCUCCCCAUUUUUUUUUCCCUUUUAAUCUUGCAAAUAGCGGAAAUGCUGUUUGUGACUUUUAGUUUUGGUUUCUAGUACGCUCUGAAACAAUGAAUCGUGUAGGUGGGGAGGGGAAUUAAAAGUGCUUUUAGGGUAACGGGUUUAACUACAUAAUUAAAAGCAGUUUUUUUUGUUUUUGUUUUUUUACCAGUGGGAGGACCUUCUAGCAUUGUUUAUUGUGCUUGUAGGUGAAUUGCCUAGCCUAAAGGAUCGCUCAAUUAAAUCCUAUUUAGUGCAA
Messenger RNA from Trichosurus vulpecula (common brushtail), 2252 nucleotides. It is a transcript of the gene KCNA3, whose product is annotated as potassium voltage-gated channel subfamily A member 3. Gene Ontology annotation, molecular function: protein binding; delayed rectifier potassium channel activity. Bases 1 to 1770 code for a protein of 589 amino acids. NCBI's taxonomy places the organism in Eukaryota, Metazoa, Chordata, Mammalia, Diprotodontia, Phalangeridae. Gene Ontology annotation, cellular component: membrane; axon; voltage-gated potassium channel complex. Gene Ontology annotation, biological process: potassium ion transmembrane transport; protein homooligomerization. The transcript has a single exon. The record is from RefSeq and is a predicted model, not a curated record.